This is a messenger RNA of Symsagittifera roscoffensis, 1074 nucleotides long. RefSeq names its product tight junction protein ZO-2-like. Gene Ontology annotation, cellular component: synapse; cell-cell junction; basolateral plasma membrane. The record is from RefSeq and is a predicted model, not a curated record. The coding region runs from base 35 to 859 and encodes 274 amino acids. NCBI's taxonomy places the organism in Eukaryota, Metazoa, Xenacoelomorpha, Acoela, Convolutidae. The transcript has 2 exons. Gene Ontology annotation, molecular function: protein binding. Gene Ontology annotation, biological process: neurotransmitter secretion; maintenance of epithelial cell apical/basal polarity; protein localization to basolateral plasma membrane.
UUUGUUUGUCAGUGAACUUUAUUUUCGUGGAAAGAUGGCGCGCGAAUACUUUGAGCGCCAGAGUUCUAUGAAACGAUCGAGUGUAAGAAGUUCAUCCGCUGACCCGCUAUGGCGAAACAGUAGGGUUCCGUCUUUUCAAGACGUAACAGAUCAUUUCCCUCCGUCUUCACAGCUGAAAAAUCAAAACUUUGUCGAUCCAAAUUACCGCGACCCGAGAAAAAGAUCACCCGAUCAAGAUCAGCAAUAUCAUCGAUCACAAAACUUGCCACUCAAUCGUGGUGUUGUUAAAAAUCAGAAUAAUAUUCAGUACGAUUCACACAAUGCCCGACAAGAUGGUGCAUUACAGAGACCCUACGACGAUUGGUUUCAUGAUGAACGUGAGGUUGAUAGGAGAAUGCAGAUGCGUCGUGAUAUUGACGCGGAUGACAGGAUACGUGUAGUAUUACCAGCGUAUCUACCGCCACCUAGAUGGUUGCCUCCAGAUAUGCGAACGGUGAAUUCAGAUUACGAAAUAGACGAAACUAUCUUCAUGCCCAGAAAAGUAACUCUCGUGAAAGGGAAAGCUGGUCAAGUUUUCGGAUUUGAUAUUCGAGGAGGUUAUAAUCUAAACUGUGGAGUUUUCGUGGCUGUUGUGCUGAAGGGCACUUUGGCAGAGAAGCACGGUCUGAGGGUGAGAGAUCUGUUGAUAGAAGUGAACGGAAGGGAUUUCAGGUCAAUCAGUUUCCAAGAAGCCCAUAAUUAUCUCAAGUCACAUGUGAAACUAGAACUACUGGUGCGAAAUUUCCCGGCUGGAUUUGAGACAACUCUGCUGUACGAGAAGUCUCCUGAUACAUCUAGAAGAUGGGUCGCCUCCCGUUAGAACUCAAACUGAAUUCCUAAUGUUCCACUCGUUGUGAUUCCUACAUAUCAGUGACAGAGGUGCUAGGUCAAUAAGACGACGGGACUUUACGCCGAAGAGAUCUCAGAUAAAAUUUCAAACUUUUCUAUUGCAUCAAAGCAUUGCUAAAAUACGUUUUCUCUCUACUAGCUGAUCCGUUUUUUCGAGGCAAUUUUGAAAUGAUUAACUUCUAAACU